Eutrema salsugineum is the source of this 1852-nucleotide messenger RNA. RefSeq lists its product as uncharacterized. The record is from RefSeq and is a predicted model, not a curated record. Bases 487 to 1569 code for a protein of 360 amino acids. NCBI's taxonomy places the organism in Eukaryota, Viridiplantae, Streptophyta, Magnoliopsida, Brassicales, Brassicaceae. The transcript is spliced from 2 exons.
CUUCUUCUCUCUCUAUCUUUUUUUUCUCCUUCCCUAUCUCUCCUUUCCUUCUUCUUCCUCCUUCUCUGUGUUUAUGCCUCAUUCCUUCGUCUCUCUCUCCGAUUCUUAGGGUUUUCUCCGAUCUCCUUUCUCCCGCCGCCGCUCAGAUCUUCCCCGUUCAAAACUCUUUGGAUCCAGAUUCUCCUCCUUUUUAUGUAGGUAACACGCAUAUCAAGUGCUAGAGUCAAGAUCACAAAAGUUGCAUCGGGUGAUCUGAGCUGCUCUUAAGUUAGUUGUGUUUGCUGAGAUUCAAGUGGUUGUGUUCUUCCUUAGCGUUGUAUGGUUUUGAGUUGAAAAGGUCAAAUCUUCUCUUUGUUUCCAUCGAUGAGUAGUCACUAAUCUUGAAAAAUUGUUUUGGAGAGAAGGCACGUUAACUGUUGGCUACUGCUAGAGAACUUUCUGCAUCCAUGCUGGUAGAGAGCAUGCGUGGAUACUGUGUUUUGGGUGAUGCCCCUGACAAAAUUAGUUCCCGAUGCAUUCGGCGUGGUGACGAUAUGUCUAGUCGCUCUGCUUAUUGUUCUAGGUUUCCUUUGCAUCGCUUACUCCUUCUAUUUCCAGUCUCACGUUCGUAAGCAAGGUUAUAUCCAGCUCGGUUACUUUAGCGGUCCCUGGAUUAUCCGAAUCACGUUCAUUCUCUUUGCUAUCUGGUGGUCUGUUGGUGAGAUUUUUCGAUUGAGUUUGUUGAGGCGUCACAGGAGGAUAUUGAGCGGGUUGGAUCUGCGAUGGCAAGAAAACGUCUGCAAGUGGUACAUCGUCUCCAAUCUAGGAUUCGCAGAGCCUUGCCUGUUUCUGACACUGAUGUUUCUCUUGCGUGCUCCUUUGAAGAUGGAGUCAGGUGCUCUGAGCGGAAAAUGGAACAGGAACACGGCGGGUUAUAUUAUUCUUUAUUGUCUCCCCAUGCUUGCUCUUCAACUUGCGGUCGUCUUAUCCGAGUCACGCCUAAACGGUGGUAGUGGCUCGUUUGUAAAGCUGCCACACGACUUCACAAGAACCUAUUCCCGAGUUAUUAUUGAUCAGGACCAGGUCGCCUUGUGCACAUACCCUCUACUGAGUACCAUCUUUCUCGGUGUGUUUGCAGCGGUUUUAACAGCUUACUUGUUCUGGCUUGGAAGGCAGAUACUGAAACUGGUGAUUAAUAAGCGUCUGCAGAAGAGAGUAUACACUUUGAUAUUCUCGGUCUCGAGUUUCCUUCCAUUGAGGAUUGUUAUGCUCUGUUUAUCGGUACUCACAAAGGCAGAGAAGAUUAUAUUCGAAGCCAUUUCUUUCCUCGCCUUCUUGUCCCUCUUCUGCUUCUCCGUGGUUUCCAUUUGCUUGCUUGUCUACUUCCCGGUUUCAGAUUCCAUGGCCCUGAGAGGUCUAAGGGACAUGGAAGAAGAAGAUGAUAGGACUGUGACCGAAGAACGCAGCGGUGCUCUGUUGCUUGCACCACAGAACGAGGAUAGUUUGAGCUUAAGAGGUCGGAGAGACUCGAGAUCUUCUUCACAGGAGAGGUAUGUGGAACUCAGCCUAUUUCUUGAAGCUGAGAACUAAAAUCGUGGCAAAGGCUGUUUCUUUGGCUUUUGUGGCAAUGUAUGUACAGAUUCCUGGUGAAACAAGCAGAGAGAGAGAGAGAGAGAGAGAGAGAGAGAGAGAGAGAGAGAGAGAGGGAUUUAAGACUAAAAUAUUUGAGAAUAUGUUGCGCAAAAAAAGGGGGGCAUAAUUCAGUUUUGUGGCAAAGACACUUUGACUGUAAAAGAGGGUUUUGGGGGAUUUUACUCUUGUGAGGGUUUGUUGUUUGAAAUGUUUUCUGCUUGAUGGAUCAUAUUUUUGUACC